UUUUCGUUGAUGUGUUAAGAAAAGUAAUUACAGUAUGUAUUUGCUUUUCCAAUACAGCACGAGAGCACCCUAAAUGCCGGCCUGUGAGUAAGUCGUUGUGAACUUGUGAUACCGUGAUGGGAUUUGGCGCGAAACAUAAAGCGCGUACAAAAAGCCGAAAUUCCGCAUACGAGUUUUAUAUUUUAAUUUUAUUUUCUUUCAAAUAAGCAGUACUACUAUUAAUAAAGAUGCGUCUGCCAAUUGUAAUUGGCAUGAUUAAGUCACUUUAUUGUCUGUUUCCAAAUUCUUGCGAAGUACUGGAUAUGCGUAACAAUUCUGAAAUGUGUCUGGGAUCGAUGAUCCAUCGCGUUGUAUCCGUAACAUAUUUCCCGCUUGUGGAAUCUAAUAAGCACCAUGAGUCGAAAGCAUUUUUGUUUAGUUAAGGUUCAGGUGAUUACUUCAGCAAUGCGGGCAGUGUAGUUUUUCUGGAAAUCUAACAAGUCCCUUGUCGGAACACAGCCAGAAAGCUGCAACCAUCCAGCUACAUGUGUAAAUAACAGUAGUCUUUAUGAUUAGAGGUCCCAAAAGUGCACAGAAGGGAUGUCGAUCAAUAUGUAAGCGCUCGGUUUGUGUUGACUGUUGUCCACAACCCUUACGCAUCGACUCAUUACCACAAACCCGUCCGCGCUUUCCGUGCCGCACUGUAAAAGUGUACACCGGCAUAUUCCCGGGUAUUUAUCAGCAUCGGAUUAACCCAUCCCACAAAUAAUCGAAGGGAUGACAAACAAAAUUUUGCAUUUCUUCGCUUUGUGAAUUAUAGUCGCAAUGGUUUUACUGGCAAACAACAGACCAAAUUCUACCCUGCAUGCCCGGGUUAUAAUCCGAAGAAGUGUUGAGAGAAAUUUGUCUGCGCUGAAUGUUGCAUACAAUGUCGGAAAGAAUUCGCGAGCGAAAUAGCGUAAACCGCACACCAGAUUCAAGUCAUCUGGCUAACAGCAUUCCUGUCAAUUUGUCGGGAAGUUCUUCCAGUCAGCUGGUCAAUACAUUGGUUAAGAAUGCUGCCAGUUUGCUGAACGGUGGAGGGCUGCACCAUGAUAGAGAUCGAGAGCGGGAUCGUGAACGGGAUCGGGAAACUUAUACGGAGCGCGAGAAACCGCGUAGUAGCAGCAGCGCCACUACGUCCGCCGCGACAUCCUCUAUGUUGAAUGGCAGUGGACUCCUGGAUCCGUCGACGGCCGCGAGUCUCUUCCAGUUCAAUCCGCUCUUUAUGGCGGCCGCCGGAAUGAAUUCGGCCAUGUCGGGAGCCGGCACCGCUUCCCCGAUGAUGUCACAGUUAACGCCCCAGCAGCUCCAACAGCUCAUGCAGCAACAGUAUUUGAUGCUCCAGCAGUCUGCCGCAGCUGCCGCCGGAAAUGCCGGUCCGGGGGAUAAGAGCCCGUCAAGUAGUCGGGAUUUGGCGCAGCAACUAGCCAUACAGCAGCAGUAUUUUUUGCAGCAGUUGCAACAGGCGCGCUUUUUUGUCCCCGGUACCCCUCAUUUUCCGUUUCCCAAUGGUCAUCUUGCAGUUGCAGAUGGAAGCCUGCCGUAUCAACCGUACAACAGCAGAACAGAGUCUCAUGGCGGCGAUGUAAAAGGACGAGUGGGAAGCAGCGGCUACUCAAGCAGCAGUUCUUCCUCAGACAAAAUGAGUCCAUCUCCGGCCGUCACUUGUUUAUACGGUCACGGUGUUUGUCGUUGGCCUGGAUGCGAAGCACCAAUGGACAACAUACCAUCCUUUAUCAAGCACUUAAACAGUGAACACGCACUGGAUGAUCGGAGCACUGCACAAACACGCGUCCAGAUACAAGUUGUCAGUCAGCUCGAACAGCAGCUGCAAAAGGAGAAAGACCGUUUGGAUGCCAUGAUGCAACAUUUGCAUAUGAAGCCCAGCGAUGCCGCGCUGAUCGGUGCGACGGAAAGUCCAGUUAAAGAAGACCCGGACACCAUGUCGCCCAUUUCCACACCAUCCAAACUACCUCCUUCCCUAUUUAAUUUCAAUUUCACAAACGGUUCCCAAGCCCAACAUUCCCCUGCAACCACUCCGGUCAGUGCAGCCGCACUCCAUCCCUCCCGCGGUGAGCGCCCGCCUCCCGCGCAGCCGUCCCCGCCCAGCAUGGCCACCAAUAGCCAGCGAUCUCCCAGUCCCUCGGUAUUAGCCAUACGCCGUCGUGUUUCAGAUAAAGCUAAUCUUCCCAUUGCAGCGGAUUUGGAAAGGAAUCGAGAAUUGUACAGAACCAAUCACAUCCGCCCGCCUUACACGUAUGCUUCGCUCAUACGACAAGCGAUCAUAGAAAGCCCGGAUAAACAGCUGACACUCAAUGAAAUCUACCAGUGGUUUCAAAAUACUUUCGCCUACUUCCGGAAAAAUGCCGCUACAUGGAAGAACGCCGUGCGCCACAAUCUCAGUUUGCACAAGUGCUUUACGCGUGUUGAAAAUGUCAAGGGCGCUGUUUGGACUGUGGAUGAAGAAGAAUUCUUCAAACGCCGGCCGCAGCGCAUACCGAGCAGUUCAAAGCCUUAUUCAAUGUCCCACCUUGGAAUUCCCGCGUCGAUGUAUAACGAUGCCUAUGUGAAUGGUCGCAGUGUCGGCUUAGCGGACGAAAACACUCCACAAGAUUAUUCUAGCGGUCCAUUCACGCGCACCGCUCCCCUGAAGAAACAACAUCAUUAUGGACUGCAUUCGCUAAUUAUCAAACCGGAAACCGCAGACGAUCGCUCUGAUGAUCCGAACUGCGAAAAUGGAUACGGAAGUUCUGCUGGAUCAGACGGAAUGGAUGCCAAUGAUGAUCUGGGAUCGGAUGAAUAUCGCGAUUAUCCCGAUAACAUGAGCGAUGCAGCGCCUGAUGAACAACAGCCCGGUGGCAAUGGAAAUUCUUACGAGGAUCCUGAGGAGCCACAGUCGCCAGUGGGUGAAAACUAUGACCGCCGCUUGGCUAUCAAAGAAGAAGGAAUAAUCAGUUCCUGAGUUCUCUAAAAGUGGCGCCCCAACACCGGAAAUAGGUGCUAUUACCGGAUUAGUUAACGCAGCAAAGAAUAGCACCUAUGUAUGUGUGCAUUUUCAAUUGAAAACGCCAAAGAUUAUUGUGAGCUAUCAGUACUACUUUGUUUGUUGUACACUCUCUAUUGAUUCUCCUUUUGUGACCUUAUCUCAUGACGUUGACCUUUACUAAUGCGUGCCACACUCUCUCUUCAGGUUGUCGGGUGCUGUUAGGUUUGAAAAUGUAGGUAGUUAUAUAGUUUUGGCCGGUUUAGUAUUUUAACAUGUUUUGUUACCUUUUGCAUUAAGUUAUGUGGUAUCUAACUAGAAAAGAUUGAGUACUUAUGUUA
Molecule: messenger RNA, 3345 nt
Organism: Paramacrobiotus metropolitanus
Lineage: Eukaryota; Metazoa; Tardigrada; Eutardigrada; Parachela; Macrobiotidae
Product: forkhead box protein P1-like
Exons: 11
Coding region: 896-2983 (695 amino acids)
Biological process (GO): regulation of transcription by RNA polymerase II
Cellular component (GO): nucleus
Molecular function (GO): RNA polymerase II cis-regulatory region sequence-specific DNA binding; DNA-binding transcription factor activity, RNA polymerase II-specific
Source: RefSeq, a predicted model, not a curated record